UCGUUCAUUUUCGACGGGUAGGUUUUCGCAGACGGACGGAGCAAAGAUUUGUGCAUCGAAAAUUGCAAUUUUCACAUUUAAAGCCGUGUGUGCUGCACCACAGACAUUGGAAAAGAGUUUUCCGCACUUGUGGUAAAACGCAGGUCCAGAAAGAAAACUCGGCUAGAAGGCAAUUGGCCGUAAAUUCGCCCUGGAACUGGAGGGCAAUUGCGUGUGAAAAAAAGAAGAGCACAGGCUAAAACCGUCGAGAAAUCGUUGUCGUCGCGCUCGCUAUAAUUGUUUGCUUUUGGCCAGAGAAAUUCGUGUGUGCCUGUUGGCAAAAAACACUUAAUAAUAGUUUGUAUUUCGGGUGUGAGUGCGCAGUGAAGUAAUAGCCAAGAUGAGCGGGGGAUUGCCUGAGUUGGGCUCCAAAAUCAGCCUCAUUUCCAAGGCGGACAUUCGAUAUGAGGGCCGCCUGUACACUGUGGAUCCGCAGGAGUGCACCAUUGCGCUCUCGAGUGUGCGGUCCUUCGGAACGGAAGAUCGGGACACCCAGUUCCAGAUAGCGCCGCAGUCGCAGAUCUACGACUAUAUCCUCUUCCGGGGAUCGGACAUCAAGGACAUUCGCGUCGUCAACAACCACACGCUGCCGCACCACAAUGACCCGGCGAUCAUGCAGGCCCAGCUCCAGAACGGACCGCCCCAGAUGCCGCAACACUUUCCCAUGCCCAGCGGGAUGAGCGCUCCGCCGCAGCAGCAGCAGGUACCGUCGCAACAGCAGCAGCCGCCCCAGAUGCCAGGUGGAGGUGGUAACGGCGGCGCCGGCGGAGGAGGAGCUCCCGGUGGAGGUGCCCCGGGCUACGGCAACGGCAAUCCGUUCGGCAACCUCGGCGGUCCUAACCUAGCCAGCAUGGUGGGCAACGCGGGCGGAUCACUCGCUCCCGGAUCCGGAGCCCCUGGCAGCGGACCAUUCAUGCACCUCGGCGGCAAUCAGCAACAGCAGAAGCCUCAGCAGCAAAAACCGCCAAUUUCCGUUCUAGACAUGCUGGCCGGAGCCUCGCGCUCGACGACGCCCAUUAGCCUGAUUGUGAGUCCCACGGCGGAGCUGACCCAGCAGCAGCAGCUACACCAGCAGCAGAACGCUGGCCAGGGUGGCAACGGACGCGAUGCAGGUCAUAAGCGCCAGAACCACCAGCAGCACCAGAAUCAGCAGCAGCAGCAGGCCCAGCAGCAGCGCGGCGGCGGUCCCAGCCACAACAACAUGCAGCAGCAGCAACAGCGAGGCGGCAGUGGCACCGACUUCUACAACCAGCACCACCAGCAGCGGGAUCGUCGUGACUCCGGCCGUCAGAUGGAUAAUAACUACAACAACAAUUACAAUAAUAACCAGCGCAAUCGCGGCGGCGGUAAUGGCAUGCAACAACAACAGCAGCAGCGAGGAGGAAACGGCGGUGGUGGCGGAGCCGGUGGAAAUGGAGGUGGUAACAACGCCGCCUGGAACAUGCACCGCGGUGGUCAGAACUCGAACAACAUGAUGAUGCGUAAUCGCGGAAUGGGAUCAAGAGGGCCCAUGCGACCCAACCAGGGCUAUCGUCCGCAGUCGGCUAAUCAGAACAAGCCUCGCAACAAGAUCAAGUUCGAGGGUGACUUCGAUUUCGAGCAAGCCAACAAUAAGUUCGAGGAACUGCGCUCCCAACUGGCCAAGCUCAAGGUGGCCGAGGAUGCCAACGCCAAAACAACCACCAACUCGACUACAACCACUGCAACUGCAACCAAUGAGCAGGUGGGUGAGAAGGUUGAAAGCGUCCAUACAUUGAAUGGAGAGACCGACAAGAAGGAUGACUCUGGAAACGAGACCGGCGCUGGAGAGCACGAGCCCGAGGAGGAUGACGUUGCUGUGUGCUAUGACAAGACCAAAUCGUUCUUCGACAACAUCUCGUGCGAGGCUGCCCAGGAUCGCAGCAAGAACAAGAAGAAUGAUUGGCGCCAGGAGCGCAAGUUGAACACGGAAACCUUCGGAGUCUCGUCGACGCGACGUGGCAGCUACCGCGGACGCAACCAUUACUACAACAACAAUGGCAACAUGGGCGGAGCGGGCAACGGCGGCAUGAACUCGGGAUACGGAGGUGCGCCAGGCUAUAACCGAAACAACUAUCGCAUGGGCGGCGGAGGCAACUUCCGCAACAGGAGCAACAAUCGCGGCGGCAACCGGGGAGGUAAUGGCAUGCCAAACAUUACCAACGGGAAUGCCAACACGGCUGCAGCGCUGAAGGCUGCCAACAAUGUGGGAUCUGGAUCCAAUGCCACGGAUUCGAAUGCACCCAACGCCACAACCACGACGACAAAGUCGACGUCCCUCUUGCCAGAGCAGACGCAACAGGUGGCGGCAGUUUCUCAAUAGUGCCGCCCAGCUAGUGGACAACCACUUUAAAUAAAAAUUGAUAGAAACGAAUUGAGAAGAAGAAAGUUAAUAUCCUAUUCUUUGCAAAGCUAAUUAUUCGAAGCAACCCAAUCAACCGACCGACCGAACGAUCGACGACACACAGGCUCUUAUUAUCAGGAAUUUCGAGUUAUGGAUCUAACGGCAUAAAAUAUUUGUAUAAUUAAACUUAGUGUUAUAAUUCUCACGACGUCCUUGGGCGCACUCCGCUGCCCGCCCACCACACCGUGUGCUUGGCGAUGAUGAUUAACAUAAACGCUUAACGACUAGCGACUGUGAACGUGAAAGUGAACCGGCCAUCUGUUAGGUUUUGUGUAAAUGGCUGGUUCCAACGCCUUUCGCUGAGCAGAAAACACGGUAAUGAUAACGAGGAGAUAAUGGCACGCCUACAUACAUACAUAUAUUUAGUAAUAGUUGUGAAGAACAUAGUAAGCAUAAGUAUAUGAAAGCUACAAAAAACAAAACAAAAAAUUUACCAGAAACACUGAGAAUUAGCGGAGGAGUCGAUAACAAUAAUGAAAUUAAUGGAGCAAAACAAUUAAAUCCAUGGAAUUCCCAAAACUAAAUAAAAGCUAAUUAACAUGUUUUUAUUUGAAUGAAAGAAAAAAAGAAACAAAACAAUUGUAAUACUGUAUUUCUUGUGGGCAUAAAACAUCGACCAACACUCGAACCGUUUUACUAGCAUUUAAACCUAUUAUUUAAGAGCAUUUUAAAUAUGAAAAUGAAAAUAAAAUCGGCAGCAAUGCUUGUUGGAAAAGCA
This is a messenger RNA of Drosophila elegans, 3179 nucleotides long. It is a transcript of the gene tral, whose product is annotated as protein LSM14 homolog B. Gene Ontology annotation, cellular component: P-body. Bases 380 to 2380 code for a protein of 666 amino acids. The transcript has 7 exons. Gene Ontology annotation, molecular function: mRNA binding. Gene Ontology annotation, biological process: P-body assembly; cytoplasmic stress granule assembly. NCBI's taxonomy places the organism in Eukaryota, Metazoa, Arthropoda, Insecta, Diptera, Drosophilidae. The record is from RefSeq and is a predicted model, not a curated record.